AUGGAAAAAGGUAGACUAUCAAUCGAUCAAACAGGACCAUCAGUUCCUAUUUCAUUAAACAAUUCACAAAAAAAGACAUCACACGAAGAAGAGUAUGAAGAACCAGAAUUUCUUAAUAGCUCACUAGAAGGUCCCUCAAUUAGAAAUCGAUCUACACAAUUACAAGAAAUUAUUAAUUCUCAAAAAUCAAUUGGAAGUGAAGAAAGAUAUAUACCAAAUAGGGACUAUUUGUUUUCUUAUUCUAAUGAUUAUACCAGUAUUGAAUCUUCUUUUACAUGGGAACAAAGAGCACGAGAAGCUAUGAAAGAAGUUCAACACUUGAAGGACAUGAAUCAAUUAUAUAAGAAGCAGAUGGAAGAACUUGUACAGCAAUAUGAGCGUCUACAUAAUAUUAGAUAUACUGAAACAGAAGCUGUUUUGGCUAACUAUAUAGAAGCAGCAAAAGCAAAAGAUGAAGCUUAUGCUUCUUUAAAAGAUUCUAUAUUAUCAAAAGAUUCUUCAGCAAUAUUGGAUUUUUUAGAAGAGCUGACAAAUAUCAAAGUAAUAAAUACUGAGAAAAAAAAUGAUGGAAUUAUGUAUAAAUGUGUCAUAUCGGGCAGGAAAGGAAGUAUUCAAUUCGACAUGUUCCUUGGAAAAGACAAAAAUGGACCAGUUAAUUAUUGUCCACAUAUAAAUGCUACUCGUAAUACUGAAUUAUUAGCCAUUUUACCUGAAUUUCUUAAAGAGGAAGUCGAGUUUGAAAGAGCUAAUUUAGCUACCUUUUUUUUAAGAUUAGCUAAUUUAUUAAAUUAA
This is a messenger RNA of Cokeromyces recurvatus, 792 nucleotides long. RefSeq lists its product as uncharacterized. Gene Ontology annotation, biological process: homologous chromosome segregation; meiotic sister chromatid segregation; attachment of mitotic spindle microtubules to kinetochore. Lineage: Eukaryota; Fungi; Mucoromycota; Mucoromycetes; Mucorales; Mucoraceae. Bases 1 to 792 code for a protein of 263 amino acids. The transcript has 5 exons. Gene Ontology annotation, molecular function: protein binding; microtubule site clamp. Gene Ontology annotation, cellular component: nucleolus; monopolin complex; chromosome, centromeric core domain. The record is from RefSeq and is a predicted model, not a curated record.